Messenger RNA from Rotaria sordida, 1094 nucleotides. The record is from the annotation of a GenBank genome assembly. Lineage: Eukaryota; Metazoa; Rotifera; Eurotatoria; Philodinida; Philodinidae.
AGCAGAACGAUAAAAAUAGUAUUGGGGUAUCCGGCCAGACUGGCCAACCCCAUAUAUAUAUUGUCAGAUCAUAUUUAUUUUAUUGACGACAAAUCACAUAAAAUUUGUUUAUCUAUCUUUUAGGGUAUUCAAGGAACAGAUGUUGCUAAACAAGCAUCGGAUAUUAUUUUAACUGAUGAUAAUUUUUCAUCUAUUGUUAAAGCAAUGAUGUGGGGACGAAAUGUUUAUGAUUGUAUUGCAAAGUUUCUUCAAUUUCAACUUACUGCUAAUCUAUCAGCUGGUGCCAUAUCAGUUAUUUCAGCUGCAGCUAUUAGUAGUGUUCCACUACGAGCUGUUCAAAUGUUAUGGGUUAAUCUUAUUAUGGAUACAUUAGCAUCAUUAGCAUUAGCCACAGAACCACCAACAGAAGCAUUAUUAAAUCGAAAACCUUAUGGUCGUACAAAAUCAAUUAUAUCACCAUUAAUGUUACGUAAUAUUCUUGGUCAAUCUUUGUAUCAACUUAUUAUUAUGUUUGUUAUACUUUAUGCUGGACAAUUUUUUUUGGACGUGACAUCAACUGUUCAAGAAAUUCAAAAGGAUCAACAAGCUGGAAGAAAAAUAAGUGAACAAUUUACAAUGGUAUUUAAUGCAUUUGUAUUAAUGACUUUAUUUAAUGAAAUUAAUGCAAGAAAAUUACAUGGUGAAAGAAAUGUAUUUAAAGGAAUAUUUCGAAAUCCAUUUUUCUAUUGUAUAUGGAUAUUUUCUUUUGUUGCACAAAUUUUAAUUGUUACUUUUGGUGAUAAAGUUUUCAGCACUGCAAGAUUAAAUAUUAAACAAUGGGGAUACAGUUUACUUUUUGGUGUUGGAUCACUUAUAUGGCAACAGAUUCUUUUAUGCAUCCCAAUUGAACCAUUUAGUAAAUGUUUUUCAGCUGUAUAUCGUACUUGUUGCCCAUGGUGUUAUAAAAGACAAAAGAAAACAGAAGAAGAAGAAGAGAAAGGAGAAGAAGAGGAAGAAGAAGAAGAAGAAGAGGAAGAAGAAGAAGAAGAGGAAGAGGAAGAGGAAGAGGAAGAAGAAGAAGGAGAAGGAGAUCAUAAAAAAUUUGGUAAGAAACG